GCGUGAAACCAACGACAGGACGGCAUACAAAAUCCAAGCUUAAAUAACUCCCACUACGCGAGUUCUAUUUUGACAUCCACUGGCGGUUUGCAACGGAGUUCCCUCAGUUGCGAAUAUUUCUGCGGCGCGCUCGAACGAAGAAGGGGCGGGACGUGAGUGGGCGAAGGAAGCAUGAAGAGCAAGCGUUCGUCGGCUGAAAUCGUGGCGGUGUCCACGGAACUGCGUCACCGCCAGGCGAUGCGGAAAAAGGGGAAGAGCAAGGCGGGGAAGGACGACGACAAACGCGAACUCGAAAUGGACGAGCAUCAAAAGUCGAUUGCCGAACUGUGUGCGGACCUCACAACCAGCGCAACGUUGGGCAUGACAAACGCUGAUGCAGAUGCUCGGCGUGAGGUGGACGGUGUCAACAGGCUGACCCCCCCACGUCAAACCCCCGAAAUCGUCAAGGUGUUUCGCGAACUCACGGGGUUUUUCUCGCUCCUGCUGUGGGCCGCAGGAAUUCUGUGUAUGGUUUGCUACGGUCUGCAAGGAGACCAGAACAAUUUGUACCUCGGCAUUGUGCUGUUUUGCGUCGUGGUGAUCACGGGGCUUUUCUCGUACUUUCAGAACCGCAAAUCCAACAAUCUCAUGGAGUCGUUCAAAAAUAUGAUGCCGACGAUCACGACCGUCAUUCGCGACGGGCGAUCCCAGAAGAUCGAUGCAUCCUUGCUCGUGCGUGGUGACAUCAUCGCUAUCAAGGGGGGCGACAAAGUGCCAGCCGACAUCCGAAUUAUCGAAUGCUCGGACGACCUUACCGUGGACAACUCCGCGCUCACGGGGGAACCCGAGCCGUUGAAGCGUGUCGUGCACUGCACCCACGACAGUCCCCUCGAAACGAAGAACUUGUGUUUUUUUGGCACAUUCAUUCCUCAAGGGUCUGGAAAGGGUCUCAUUGUGCGCACAGGUGACCGAACUGUCAUGGGACGCAUUGCUAAGCUCGCCACGUCCACAAAGAAGGAGCAAACGCCGAUUGCCAAGGAAAUUGAGCACUUUGUGCACAUUAUCACUGGUGUCGCCGUGUCUAUCGGGGUGAUCUUCUUAAUCAUUGGGUUCAUCAUUGGCACGGACACGAUCACGAACAUUGUGUUUAUGAUUGGGAUUAUUGUGGCCAACGUCCCAGAAGGUUUGUUGGCAACCGUGACGGUAUGUUUGAGUCUGGCAGCUGCCCGCAUGGCAAAGAAGAGCGUUCUCGUCAAGAACUUGGAAGGGGUCGAAACGUUAGGAUCUACCAGCUGCAUCUGCUCGGACAAGACUGGGACGUUGACGCAGAAUAUCAUGACUGUCGCGAACGUCGUGUACGACAAUGCGAUUUAUGACUCUGAGUGCUCGCUGACCCCCGUUGGCUCGUACAAGACGUCGGACAUGUCGUUUCAGCGACUCCAACGUUGUGCAACGUUGUGCAACAAUGCCGUCUUCGACGAAGAGUCCAAGUUCCAAAAGGUUCUCGAAGGCCAGGGUGCGUCGGUUCAAGUCGUCCGCGGUGCUGCCAUUCCGUUUUCGGAAAUGGUUGUCGCCUCGGAUGGGUCCCGGUGCCCCAAGGUGUUGUGGGAAACCAUCGGCGAUGCUUCGGAAUCCGCAAUGAUUAAGUUUUGCCAAGAUAAGCGCGACAUCGUUGAAUAUCGUGAAGCAAACCGCAAGCUCAAGGAAAUCCCGUUCAAUUCGCGCAACAAGUACCAACUCUCAAUCCAUUUGCAAGAAAACGACGAAACGAAGCCUAUGGUGCUUGUGAUGAAAGGUGCUCCCGAACGUAUCACGGCUCGUUGCUCCAAAAUUUUGAUCAACGGAGAACUCGAGGAUUUCACCCCGGAACGACUAGCUGAAGUGGAAGCACUUCAACUCAAGCUGUCGAAGAAAGGCAUGCGUGUGUUGGGCUUUGCCGAGAAGGAACUCGACCUCGCGACAUAUCCCCAUGGCUACGAGUUUAACACCGACAACUGCAACUUUCCUCUUGGCGAGAAGGACGUGGAUUACGAUGCCAACCCCGUUCCCAAUAAGAAGAUUGAAGAACCUUUGGUCUUCAUUGGCUUGAUGGCGUUGAUCGACCCUCCUCGACCAGAAGUACCAAUUGCCGUUGCCAAGUGCAAAACCGCCGGUAUUCGUGUUAUCAUGGUCACUGGUGAUCACCCCGUCACGGCUAAGGCCAUUGCCCACAAAGUGGGUAUCUUGUGGGGCCCCACCAAGGAAGAUAUUGAAGAAGAAAAUACUGAGAAGGGUCUGAGUGCUGGGGAUCCUGGGUACAAAAACCCUGACAGUGCACAAGCCAUUGUCGUGCCUGGAUGGUCCAUCAGCGUAGACACGGACGAAAAGGAAUGGGAUCGCAUUUUGAACCACAAGCAGGUUGUGUUUGCCCGUACGUCGCCCCAGCAAAAGCUCAUAAUUGUGGAAAACUGCCAACGUCGGGGUGAAAUUGUGGCUGUGACGGGUGAUGGUGUGAACGACUCGCCCGCAUUGAAGAAGGCUGAUAUUGGGAUUGCCAUGGGGAUUAUGGGGUCUGAAGUGUCCAAGGAAGCGGCUGACAUGAUUUUGUUGGACGACAAUUUUGCCUCGAUUGUGUGCGGUGUCGAAGAGGGCCGCAAGGUUUUCGACAACUUGAAGAAAUCCAUUUGCUAUGCAUUGGCAGUCAACAUUCCCGAAUUGGUCCCGUUUUUGGUCUACGUGCUCAUUGCGAUUCCUGUGCCCCUCACGACGGUGUUGAUGUUGCUCAUCUGCCUUGGUACUGACAUGAUCCCUGCUAUUUCGAUGGCUUAUGAAGACGCCGAAAGCGACAUCAUGCUACGAUCUCCACGUCGUCCUUCUAUCGACCGUCUUGUUACCAAGAAGUUGGUGUUCUGGGCCUACGUGCACAUCGGUUUCAUCCAAGCCUUUGCUGGGCAUGUCGUCUACUUCACAGUUCUGAACGACUACGGGUACCCAGCCCAAGUUCUGCCUGCUCUGGGCCAAAAAGAUAGUUUUGGCAAGCAAGUGUUGUGGUGUACGACGACUGGAGGCCAGUAUUGCACGCCUGGUGGUGGUUACAAGGACGCGGCUGGUAACAUGCAACCUCUUGGAAAUUCCGAAAAGCCAAUUUGUGGUCUCGAGUAUGACGCUACGAUCCCUGCUGGCGGCAGCAUCUUUGAUGCCAAGAUCUUUUACAACCCUGGCGAAGAUGGUGUGGUGGAAGACUGCUUGUUCCCUUACGCCAACUACAAGGGCUCGAAGGACAAGCCGGCCGGGUACAACCGCUACGACCCCUCAACGUAUGGUGAUUUCACGAACGGCAACGCAAUGAUCACCGUUCAGUCGAUGGAAGCGCUGUGGAACAAGAAUUACCGUCCGUAUUACCCGUACAAGAGUCGUCGUUCGGCAUUCUUUGACUUAAACUGGCUCAGCUACGAUGUCACGAGCGAAGGUGGUGUUGACGGCUUUAGCAAAGACCUCGAAGAUGUUGCGCUGCUCUUGUACCAACCCAUCGGUGUGUUCAGUAUCGUGGACGCGUCCAAGAAGGACGGCAAAGAAUCAGUCUUGACCUCUGGCCGCCCUCGCAAGGCUCUUAACGGCGCAACAGCCACGUUGACUGACGCCUCAUUGAAACAAGUGACAUCGACAAUCACGUUGUCAGACUCUGACUUGUACACCAACGCCGCUGCUGGUUUCUCUGUGAAGUUGCCAACUGGUGCUGCUCCAUGCACGACAAAGGCCGAUUGUUUGCUCGACUACCGCACUGGUUUCACGUAUAAUGACGGCACGAAGACUUACACGAACGUACUGUCCCGCAUGAUGUCGAUCUACUCGUUGAUCAAUGCCCAAACUGCGUAUUUUGUGGGCAUCGUGGUCAUGCAAUGGUCGAAUAUUUUGAUUUGCAAGACAAGACUGCUGUCGAUUCGCACGCAAGGCCUCCGCAACCAAGUCCUCAUGUUUGGGUUGGGCUUUGAGUUCAUUGUGUGUGCGCUCGUGUGCUACUCGUCGGGGUUCCAGUCAGUCUUCAAGACGGAAAGCAUUCGUCUCAACCACUGGUUCCCGGCCAUGCCGUUUGCCAUGUUCCUGUUUGUGUACGACGAAAUGCGCAAGUACAUGUUGCGCUCGACGUCGAUCACGACCGUCGAUCCGGCGACCGGCAAGUACACGCGCAUUCCCGGGUGGGUCGAACGCAACUCGUACUAUUAGACGAGGAUCCGCCAUCCAUAAUUGCAUAUAAAUAGACUUGAUUCAUUUCGCA
Aphanomyces invadans is the source of this 4234-nucleotide messenger RNA. RefSeq lists its product as hypothetical. Bases 172 to 4182 code for a protein of 1336 amino acids. The transcript has a single exon. Gene Ontology annotation, molecular function: P-type sodium:potassium-exchanging transporter activity; ATP hydrolysis activity; ATP binding. Lineage: Eukaryota; Oomycota; Saprolegniomycetes; Saprolegniales; Verrucalvaceae. Gene Ontology annotation, biological process: sodium ion export across plasma membrane; proton transmembrane transport; intracellular sodium ion homeostasis. Gene Ontology annotation, cellular component: membrane. The record is from RefSeq and is a predicted model, not a curated record.